UUUGUCUUAUUGUGUGGAGUUGAUAGUGAAGUUUUUAAUAUGAUUGUUUUUUUUUUUUUCAUUUUAGUAACUUGGCUAUCAAUAACUUAACUUUUUGUACUCUCGUCCCAUUUGCGUCUUUACAAUACGAAAUCGUAAAUUAUAUCAUACCUAAAUCAAUCCCCAGUUCGUUUCACGAUAAUGUUGUCAGAGCACGAAUAAGGUACAAACGCAGAUUAUAUUAAACUGUUUUAUAUAAUCUGUGGUGCAAACAACCAGUUUAUUCGCGUAUUCAGAUCACCAUAGUAAGUAUUGCUAACACUGUCAGAACAUGGAAGCCCCGACUGUUGACGGGAUGGCAAGUGAUUUUCAACCAGUCUCUGGAGUGACAGCUAGUGAUUUAUCAUCAACAUCAGUCAUCGAGAUGGAACACAGUUUGUCACCAGUUAUCAUUAAGACCGAGAAGCAUCUUGAUAACGUUAAUGUAGAAUGUUGUGUGGUCAAUGGUGAUAACGGUGAUAUUGUUGAAGUGAAAACACUUCGAGAUGUAGUGCGACAGCAAAAAGAUGAGCUUGACUAUUACCAACGACAAUUGGCCAUAAAUGAACAUAAAUAUUUGACAGAUGUCAACAAUUUACAAUUACAGUUGCAGUCUUCGGAGAAGAUGUACAAUUCUGCCAAAAAUGAGAAGGAAGCUGCAUUCAUGCGAUAUGUUCUUAAAGAAAAAGAAAUACUAGAUUUGAAUACAGAAAAAAAAAAAUUAUCAGACACCUUGAAAGAAAGAGACAAACAGAUUGUACGUUUGAAAGCCAACACUAAAGAUGUUGCUAAUUAUAUGAGCAUCAUUGAAACAAAAAAUAAAGAAAUAAAGGAGUAUAAACUUCUGAUUGACUUGCUAAAAGAUGAAAAAGUAAGAAUUUCCAAAGACUUAGAUCACUGGAAAACUAAAUAUGAACAAGAUACCAAGUGUUCGUUUGAGACAGAAGGUAAACUAUUACAAGAAAUUCAAGAAUUACAAAAUAAAUUAGAAUCUUUAACCAAAGAAAAUGAAUCAUUUAAUGAAGAAAGUAAUUUGGAAAAAAUAAUACAGAAUAGUCAAUUAUUCCUAAAUUUAAAAGAAUUCUCUGAACAUCAAUUACAGGAAGUAGAAAAACUAAAAACUGUUAUUGAAGAAUUGAAUCAUAAACUUACUGAGUGCCUGAGUACUGUCAAUUCUUUAGAAAAUGAAAAUAUUGACCUUAAAACUCAUAUGGAAAGUUGUGAAAUCAAGACCAAUGAAUUGCUUGUAUUCACUGAACAUUUAAGUUCACGAAAUGCUUCUCUACAGUCUGAUAGUAAAAAUUUACAAACAUAUUUAGAUAAAUUAAAAUGUGAAUGUGAUAUAUUAAAGCAAAAAAAUAUUGAUCUCAAGACUGCUUUUGAAGUUCAAAAAGAUUCAAUAACUAAAGAAAAAGAACUUUAUGACUGUGACAAAAAACAGUUAGCUAGCCAUCUGGCACAGAAAAUGCAAAUGAUUGCUGAUUUAAAAACUACAUUGGAGCGCACUCAAGAUGAUUUACAUGUUACUAAACGAAAGUUUAAAUCUACUGUAGCUGAAUUGACUAAAGAGUUACAGAAAAAAAAUGUGGCAGACACUUCAGUCGAAAUGAAAUUAGUAUUAGACAAGAUGGUGAAACUUCAACAAGAAAAUGCUAGGCUUAGUGAAAAGCUAGAUUUUGUUGAAGAUCACAACAAGCAUUUAGUAUGUGAACUAAAAAAAAAGAGUAGUAUUAUGCAUAAACAUGGGAUAUCUAAUGGUAAGAAUGGUGUAAGCGAGCAAAAAACAAAACGAUACUAACAUGUUAAUUUGCACUAUUAAUUGGAUUUAACGCUUUUAUUUGUUUAUUUAUUA
Molecule: messenger RNA, 1870 nt
Organism: Sipha flava (yellow sugarcane aphid)
Lineage: Eukaryota; Metazoa; Arthropoda; Insecta; Hemiptera; Aphididae
Product: coiled-coil domain-containing protein 186-like
Exons: 1
Coding region: 311-1816 (501 amino acids)
Biological process (GO): vesicle cytoskeletal trafficking
Cellular component (GO): trans-Golgi network
Molecular function (GO): small GTPase binding
Source: RefSeq, a predicted model, not a curated record